Molecule: messenger RNA, 1710 nt
Organism: Miscanthus lutarioriparius
Lineage: Eukaryota; Viridiplantae; Streptophyta; Magnoliopsida; Poales; Poaceae
Source: the annotation of a GenBank genome assembly
AUGCCGAGGUGGGAUUCGGAGGAAGGAGCUGCUGCUGACGAGGCUGCCGCGGCGGCGGCAGUGAGGCUGGCCAUCAAGAUCCGGAAGCGCCGCGCGGUGUCGUCGUCGGGGGGCUCGGACCCGGCGGCGGGGAGGAGGCUGCGGUCCAGGCGGCCCGCGGUGCUGCUGCCGCGGCGCCGGACCAGCGCCGGCGGGGACAUGUCGGAGUCGUCCCGGAGCCGGCAUUGCCGUGGCGGCGGCAGCCGCCUCGCCGACGGGACGCGGCCGUCCGCGUCCGCGUCCGCGAGGAGGCUCGUCGACGCGUUCUGGCAGAACAUGGACAGCGGUCUGCUUGAAGGGGACGCGGCGGCGGCGCGCCGGUGCUUGGUUCCGUGGAGCGGCGCCUCCACGGAGGUGUCCAAGAGGUCAAGAAGUAAGAGCAAGAUCUUGGAGGCUGAUGGUAAGGGAAGUCGGCGCAACGGCCACGCUCUGUGGCUCUCGGCAGAUAUGAUGAGCAACGGCAGCGCAAUGGAGGUUGGUACAUUCUCUCAAGACGAUGUUUCAAGAUGUCCUGACAAAACAGUGAACCUACAGGAUCUGCAGAACAGCUUGAUUGCAUCUAAGGAGCUGGUAAAAAUACUUGCCCACAUAUGGGGACCUGGAGAACUGAAUCCGUCAAGUGUAUCACUCAUUUCUGCUCUACGUUCAGAGCUUGAUGUUGCCCGUUCUCAUGUUAGAAAGCUAAUCAAAGAACAGAAAUCUGAUUCCUUUGAAAUUGAGGGCUUAAAGAAGCAACUUACAGAAGAAAUGGAAUCGUGGAAGGUAAAACAAAAGGAGAAGGUUGCAAAUGCUCUCCAAUUUAUAGUUUCAGAGCUAGACACUGAGAAGAAGUCAAGGAAAAGAGCCGAGAAGACAAACAAGAAGUUGAGCAUUGCCUUAGCCAACACUGAAGCCUCACUGCAGGAAGUGACGAAAGAACUUGAAUGGGAAAGGAAAUCUAAAGGAAGAGUUGAGAAGAUCUGCAACGAGCUCAUCAGAGGCAUUGAUGAGGACAAAGCUGAGGUGCAGGCACUGAAGAGAGAAACCGAGAAGGCACAAGAAGAGCUCCAGAAAGAGCGUGAGAUGCUUCAACUUGCAGAUGAGUGGCGUGAACAAAGGGUUCAGAUGAAGCUGUUAGAAGCACGGCUUCAAUUUGAGGAGAAAAAUGCAGCUGUUAAUCAGCUGCACGAUGAACUCCAAGCUUAUCUGGAUACGAAGAAAGAGGAGCCAUUGAAUGAUCCAAUGCAACUGUCCCAUGCAUCUGAAAAUGGCGCCGCUGCAACUGAUGUAGUUCCUGACAGAAAUGGUGGAAACUGCAGCGAAGAUGAUGCAUCAGAAGGCAGUGAUAUACACUCGAUUGAGCUGAACGUCGAUGGCAUCAACAGGACAUACACCUGGAGCUACACUCCUUCCUCUAAAGGCAGGCAGAUGAGCGCAUCAAGGCAUGAAUCAUUUUCGGAUAGAGGGAUGGAUGGCGUGAACUCAUGGCGUUUAGAGCAAAGCUUUCGGGACAUGGAUGAAGAACUAGAGGGAGACUGGGCCAAAGGGUGUAGCAACGGAAUGCUGACCUUGGAUCAUGAUGAGGAGAGGUAUCUGGCAAUCAAGAAUCUCAGAGAGCAGAUGCUGGCCGGGUCGGGGUUCAUCCUGUCACAAGGUAGAGAAAAUGCUGAAAAAGAGUAUUGUGGCUUGUAA